Messenger RNA from Oryzias latipes (Japanese medaka), 4594 nucleotides. Lineage: Eukaryota; Metazoa; Chordata; Actinopteri; Beloniformes; Adrianichthyidae. The record is from RefSeq and is a predicted model, not a curated record.
CUCCUCAAGAAGGUUUUCCUUCACCAGGCUUCUCCAUUGAACCGCUGUGUUCACAUGUCAUGUUGACUCAAUGAAACAGGAAAGGUUUCCCCCCAAAAAAGUUGUUGCUGAAAAACUGCAAAUCACUUCCAUAUUCCGAUAAAAAUAUAACUGUAGGCAAGAUCCUUUCUCUUUUAUGAAACUUUACAUUCAUUUAAAAAAAAUCACAAAAAAGAACUUUAACAUCAACACCACUUUCCUGAUGUUUUGCAGACGGUUGAUCGCUCACAGGAAACAAGGAAAUAUCUGUAGAGAAAUGAUGUAGAGAACUGAAAGAUGGAGGCUUGACAAGUCUGAACUGGAGUUGGUUCUGCAGUGGACAAGGAAUGUAAAUGCUGGUUCUCCAACCAUCUUCUUGUCUUCAUGGCAUCAUGGCUCUAAGGGACCCAUGCAGUGUUGCCUGGUGAGGCUGAGUUGGUGCAUGCAUAUGUGUGCAUGGAAGCGUUUGUGUGUCUGAAUCAUCAAGUUUCAUGAAGAAACCAAGAAGCACCGUGUGUCACAAUGCAGUCGACUGUUUCCUGCCUCACAGCUCCUCUCUCCAUUUUUUCUCCUGUUGCUUUGGACUGCCUCUCGUCUCUUCUUCUUUAUCAGAGUGCAGGCAUGUUGACUGAUGGAACCACUGGUUUUUAGACAGAGAGAAGAAGGAUCUCAAAGACGGACCUGAGUUUAAAGUGUCUCUGUACACAGGUCCAAUCCCGGCAGAGCGGGGAGGCGAGCUGGCCAUGGGGGGAGGUCGCAGCGAGACCUCAGCUCUGAGCGGGACCGGAGGCGGGCGGGGCGUAACGACCCAGAAUUCCCAACGGCCCAAUGCCUGCUGCUUUUGCUGGUGCUGCUGUUGCAGCUGUUCAUGUCUCACCGUCAGGAAUGAAGAGGAGCGGCGGAAACGGAGGAGGAGGUGGAAGAAAAUAUCGCAGGAUAACAAGAUGGAACCCAUAAACUGUGAAGCUUGCACCAAACCCUCAGUGGAGGAGAUCCGAUUGUGGUCUCAGUCAUUCGACAAGCUGAUGAGGAACCCGGCGGGUCGAAACGUUUUCCGAGAGUUCCUGCGAACGGAGUACAGCGAGGAGAACAUGCUGUUCUGGCUGGCCUGCGAAGACCUCAAGCAAGAAGCCAAUAAGAGCGCCAUUGAGGAAAAAGCCUGUUCCAUCUAUGAGGACUACAUUUCAAUACUUUCACCAAAAGAGGUGAGCCUGGACGCCCGGGUGCGGGAGGUCAUCAACAGGAAGAUGCAGGACCCCACGCCUCACACGUUCGAGGACGCCCAGCUGCAGAUCUACACGCUCAUGCACAGGGAUUCUUACCCGCGGUUCCUCUCCUCCAACAUCUACAAGGCGCUCAUUCACGGUGGCUCCCGCACCUCCUCGGAGUCUUAGUGCCACUCCUCCCUCCACCGUCCCGCAGGACUGCUGUCACAGCCUUUCAUCUCUCCUCUCAAACACCUGCAGCCUUUUUCUACCACAUUCGGAUUUUCUUCAGAACCAGAAUAUCUCCGACUGCCACGGCUUUGCUUUGCUCUUUUUCAAGUUUUCCCUCCUUUUUUUCUUUCUUUUGCCUCUUUUAACCUGACACCCCGGUUUUUCUUUUUAUCCAUCUGUCUUAAAACGCCUGCUAUAACACAUCCCAAGCAGAACUCGGAUCAGCGGAGCGGGUUUACACCGCCAGAAAAUUCUGAACCAAACUGACUGAGUUUGCAGGAUUCCGCCCCAAAAAAACAACACAACAACACAAAACUGCGAUCCUCGUCAGAGCAGCACGUCCCACACCAAACAGGAGUUUAUUUUUGUAUUCAAACUUUAAAGGGUUUUUAUGUAGAAUGUAUCACGCCGUGUUCUUUUUCUGUCUAAUCCAUGUUCUCCCUUCGGUUUUUUUUCCUGUUUCCUGCUUUUCUUUUCAAUUUUCUACCACAGUCUUUACUGACGGAGGCAAAAAAAACAAACAAUUUGGGAUUUCUUUUUUCUCUUUUUCGUACGUUUGGGAGAUGAGCGACAGAAUCUGCUGCGUCUCACCAGGAGAGAGUUUCAUCUGUGCCAUAAACUUUUAGUGCAUCUGAAAAAUGCUGGUUUUCUGUUCACCCUGCGGUUGCGCUUUCUUCAGGACGGUCAAGGAAAGACGGCAAUCGACGAGUCUCUCCCUGUUUCUGUCUCAGCUGGAGCCCCGGCUGCUCCCUCCGCCCGCCUCCACCGGCCCUCGCUGCCCUUCUUGCUCCCCUGCCGCCUCCCGUUUGCUCCUUUCACUUCUGUUGUCAUCAAACGGACAUAGGAAGGCUGCCGCUUCCUUCAAACUACUGAUUUACGCAAAGACCUGAUGUCUAUUUUCUAACAGAUUUCUCACUAAGGAACAUGUUCCUUUUGUUUCUUUGGAUUCUCCUGAUCGCUCUCGUCCCUGGACCCCCCCCCCCCCUUUUUUUUCUUCUUUUUUUUUUUUUUUUUUUCGUCAGGAGGAGGGAGUUUCUGCUGCGACUAUACUGAGUUCCAGCCAACAUCACAGAUGCUGCAAUAAAACACUGGAGUCCAGAAACGCACCGACAUGCACACACUUCAAGCACACGUGUGUGACUGUACUCACAGAGCGCGCUCUGGAAGGGCGCCAGGCGAUCAGGGAUUCCCGUAACAGGUGAUGACGCUUACGACCCAUCAGGCACAGUAACGGCAAUCGGCCAAUCGCACCGCAGAGGCUUGCUCCACGCUGACAUUCAAACUGAGCAUUGGAACAGGGACAGAUGAGGGUUUAAAUGAAGCCAACAGUUUGGUUGAGACCUCACUCAAACACCUUUGAAUUCAUGAGCCCCACUUGAAGGAAAUGUCUCCAGUGUGCUCAUCUUUGGGUGUCCUCUUGACUUCUGUUACUGACGCUUUGAUGAGAAGCUAUGUUCACACCAAGCGUGUUCUAGACCGUCGGUUUGGCCCAAUGUGUUCACCCCAGAGCAGGGAGGGGCUUCUUCUUCUUCUACAGUUUAUUAGCGCGUGUGCACCACCUACAGUCGGAAGAGGCUUGGUGCAAAAUGUCAAAGCGGUGUAAACCUCGAUCCAGUUCUUUUCUGAUAUAUCAAAGACAAUUUCCUUUUUAUGAUCAAUUUCCAAAUUGUUGGCACUUCCAUGAAUUAUAGCGGACGUCAUCCAUACGUCACUACCAAAUCCAAGUCCCUGAUUGGUCAAAGUUCUACCUGGUUUAACUGCCAACGCGCGUUCAACGGCUGUGCAUUUUGUGUGUAAAGCCCAAAAACAAUCAUAGAAACUUGCUAUAGCACCUACAUAGACUUUUCAACAAAGGUGGGGGCUUGAACGCAUGUUGUUGAGGGCGGUGUGAAUGUAGCUCCAGUCCUGCUGUCAUCCGACACUCAGGCAAAACGACGGCGAAGCGCCUCGGCCUGAAAAGAAACAAGUCAUUAGUCAGAGUGGUCCUGCAGCUGAGACGUCUCACUUUACGCUGCGUCUGUGUGAGCCUGCAGAGCGACAGGAGCAGACCUCUAACACUCCACACAGAACUCAGUGGUUCCCAAACAGACGGGCAGGUUUUUUUUUUUAAAUGUUAUCCUCAUCGGGUUUCAUUUGGGUUAGCUUUGCUUGAUGAACAUUUUUGUUCCAUGAGUUCAGAGGACCUGACCCAACAGGACAGGCCCCAGCAACCCCAUCACCCUGAAAGGGGGAUAGAAAAUAUUAAACAAAUAUGGAAAAAAACUUUUCAAAUUUGAAAAAAAAAAUCUAUAAAUGUGAAAAAAAAUCUGCCAGAGAUGAAAAAAAGGUCCGUCCAGCAAUUCUUAUUUUUUAAAACAAAAUUCUAGUAACUAAGACGUGUUUUCUCAAACUAAUAUUAUUUUUCUAUUGACAAUUUUUCGUGAAAAAUGAGUCUUUUUACUUUCUUAAGAUUUGGUUUUUGCAGAGCAUGUACUUCUCUCAAACAUAUAUGUAAUUUAUUUUUGUUUGUUUACAACUGAGAAUAAAAGUUUAAUUUGUUCUUUUAUAAAGAUUAAAAAUGCAUUGCAAUUGUAAAACAAAACAAAAAACUGAUCAGUUUUCUGCAAGACUGACAGCCUUGAGUCUGCCUCUGAGAGUACAGUAACACCAACACCCACACACACACACACACACUCCAGGGUGGCGUACCUGGGCCCUGCUGCUGCUGACCUCUGCCUCUGUGACCUCUCACCUUUUGUCCUUGACACUGUCAGAUGCUCCCGUGGACGCCUCCUCCUGAUUGGCUGCAGGGAUCCCCAUGGCUGAUCUGUGGUUGGUCUAUUCGCUGAAGGAGGUGGGAGGAAUUUCCAGAUGCAAAAACAAAAAAAAUAGGAACCAAUGAAACACGACUUGACAAAUAUUUUCUAAAACAUAAUGAAUAUGUGAAUUGGGAGGAUUCCACCCAGUGCUUCAUGGGAAAUGUUGUUUGGCGAGAACAAAUGUCUGUAGUUUAAAUUAACAGAAAAAAAAAGAUGCCUAAUUCUUUACUGGACUUGUCACUCAGAAUGCAUUUAUCUUAGUAUUGUUAAUGUUAUUUAUUUUAUAUUUUGUUGAAACUGUGAUUUUAACUGUACAUAUAUAAACAAAAACCCUUGACCAUG